Molecule: messenger RNA, 1296 nt
Organism: Penicillium taxi
Lineage: Eukaryota; Fungi; Ascomycota; Eurotiomycetes; Eurotiales; Aspergillaceae
Exons: 1
Coding region: 1-1296 (431 amino acids)
Source: RefSeq, a predicted model, not a curated record
AUGUUUCGCCCAGCCACUCCUUUGAACCCUGAAGCAAAGGAAUUCUUCAAAUCUGAUGACCGCCGAGAUUCAAUGCCCAUCUGUUCUCUUACGGACGAUCCCGCGAUAAAGGGAAUCCGCCACAAUCGUGAGAAACUAUACCGCCUAAUUCGCGAAAAACCUGAGCAAGUUUGGGAAAGGUUCUGUCGAAAGUACGAGUCACUACAGAGCUCCUCUUACAAACUUACUGGAGAACUGGCCAAAAUCGAGGCUCUGUGGGAGGAGACUAAAGCCGAGAGAGACCAGCUAGCCCAGGAAAUUAUACGACUUCAAGCGGCAGCUAAAGAAGCAAUGGCUUACGAAGCAGGUACGGACCGAGGUGAGAGAAACCACAAAGAUCUCGUAGAUGAUUUGGCGGCAACCAAAGCCAGUCUAGCUGUGAUUACGGGAGAGCGCGACUCCCUCUUCAAAGAAAAUGCCCAGGUCACCUCUGAGCGAGACCAGGCCCGCAACACGAUCGUAGAUUAUGUCGCCCGAAUGCUUAAACAAGCAGAAGGAGCUUCUUCCCAUCCUGCCAUUCUUUCCGAUGGAAACAAUGUCGAAUUCAAUACCUGGAAAUCCGAGAUCCGACGAAAGCUUGCCGCUGACAGUGGGUAUUACCCCACUGCAAUUCAUCGAUUGAUCUACGUCUCUAGCCGAUGUGAAGGAUUUGCAAAGCGGCAUAUUGACCCUCGCCUUUGCGAGGGCGCUAUUUGUCCUUACCAAGACGCAGAUGACAUCCUCAAGCAUCUUUCUAUUAUUUUCGCGAACCGACGGACUCAAGCCCAAGUUCAUUACAAAGAAUUGUUCAUGAACUAUGGAGAUAACUUUCAAGUCUUCUUGGCCACCUUCCUUCGACUGUCCGAUGAAACGAAGCGACCUGAAAUCAACAGAAAGCGAGAUAUUUACAGUAAGUUACCUCGACAAAUGCAAACCUUGAUGCUGGAAGCAUUCACUUCGUUGUCGACUCCGUUCGACAUAUUCGUUGAAAAAUGUCAGGAAAUACCGAGUGACAUUACUCUUCAGUUCAAUACUAUGGCCAAUACUAAAGAGACGAAGAAGGUAUUGGCUCCAGCAGUUAAACAGACUAUCAUGAAGGACCAGAAGCCGGUUUCUAAUGAUAGAACUUCUGGUACGCAAACGACACUCCGUGAUGGAACCCCGAUACCCAUUUUAACUUCGGAGCAAAAACAUAUUUUUUUGCGUGAAGGCAAGUGUUUCGCUUGCGAGGGCGAUCAUGUCUACCGGGACUGCCCGCACCGCCGCCCAGUAAGUUAG